AAAUGAGAUUAUAAAGGCAGAAGUGCAAGUGGCUGGUGUCAAACAAUGUCAUGAAUGUGAGGCAUGGAGGUGCUCAGGCACAAAUGACAGCCGGCGUGAUUCAGUAGACGACACGUCCACUUAGGAGACGGAGAAGGUUGAUGACAAGAAGAAGAAGAAGAAGAAGAAGAACUGUCAAAGAUCAAGUGAGAGUCUGACCACAGGUGGAAAAUGGCUGAGUCCAGUAUCUGUCAGGUGAGAGCAACAGUCAUGAUGUACGACGAGGCCACUAAGCGCUGGAUGCCAGUGGGAUCAGACAGUCCCUCCUUCAGCCGUGUCCAGAUCUAUCACAAUCCUGCAGCCAACACCUUCAGAGUGGUGGGCCGAAAACUUCAGGCUGACCAGCAGGUGGUGAUCAACUGCCCCAUUAUCAGAGGGAUGAAGUACAACCAGGCCACACCAAACUUCCACCAGUGGCGCGAUCACAAGCAGGUGUGGGGGAUGAACUUUGGCAGCAAAGAGGACGCUGCUUCUUUUGCAGCCUCGAUGUUGCACGCACUAGAGGCUCUCAGUGCUGCAGCAGGUCCAGCUCCAUGUGGACCCUCUGCACAGGAGCUAGAACAACAGAGAAGACUAGAGCAAACGAGGCAGGAGGAGCAGCAGCGGGAGAAGGAGCGCCUAGAGAGAGAGAAGCAGGCCUCUGCUGCAGCUUCCCCACUUCCUCCAGCUCCUCCAGCUCCCCCAGCUCCUCCAGCUCCCUCAGCUCCUCCUGCACCCCCCAUACCACCUGCCCCACCCGCACCCCCACCACCUCCAUGCCCACCACCUUCAAGUGGAUCUGGCCCACCGGCGCCACCACCACCUCCUCUGACUGGGGGCUCUGGCUCAGUCCCACCGGCACCACCCUCACCCCCUGCAGGAGGAAGUUUGGGGGGAAACAAUCUCGCUGCAGCUCUGGCCGGAACCAAACUGCGUAAGGCAAAGAAUGAGAACGACGCUGCAGCCCCCAAACCAGCACCUGCCUCGAGUGGAGGUGGAGGUGGUAAUCUAAUGGGAGAAAUGAGUGCCAUCCUUGCUAGAAGGAGGAAAGCUGCUGACAGUCCUGCUGCAAAGAAGGAAGAACCUCCCACUGGCGAUGUUGACUGCUCACCAUCAAAACCCUCAGGACUAAGAGAAAUCAAUGAAAAACCCAGGGAAAAAUGUGCCACCAUGCCAAGACCUAAAUCUUCAAGCAACAAUCGAAGGGACUCUAAUCCAUCUCCCAGCGCGUCCACUCCUCCCCCAUGUAAUGCCACCACUAACGCAUUGUCCAGGAUGAAGGUGUUGAACAAGAGCUCAGAGGGAGCAGGAACUGACCUUGACAUGGAACAAUUCAAACAGCAAAUUCUUGAAGAAGUGAAGAAAGAACUUCAGAAAGUGAAGGAGGAGAUUAUUACAGCGCUGGUCAAGGAGCUACAAAGUGCAAACCCCACAGCUGACUUCUGAACGACUGAGGAGCAACUCAGGAAAAUAAAGAAUAUUAUAUGUGAAGUUUUUAUGAUGCGAAGUCAAGGUACUCUCACAUUAGAAACCCAUAGAAUUUAUAUAUUUUUUGUUUUUGUAUUUUUUGUUUUUUAUUAAGCGAUCUCAGUAGAGUCAUCCCUGUGUUUGACUUCUUCAUAUUUCCCCAUGGUAAUGUUUUAAGCAUGAAAUUUGACGACAACUAUAUAUUGAUAUUCCAAGAAAGGUUUUCUACUGUAUUUCUUACUGCUAUCCUUAAUGAUAAUAAAUACUGAAAUAUGUUGCUUUUAAA
Molecule: messenger RNA, 1771 nt
Organism: Solea solea (common sole)
Lineage: Eukaryota; Metazoa; Chordata; Actinopteri; Pleuronectiformes; Soleidae
Product: vasodilator-stimulated phosphoprotein-like
Exons: 13
Coding region: 211-1464 (417 amino acids)
Biological process (GO): positive regulation of actin filament polymerization; actin cytoskeleton organization; axon guidance
Molecular function (GO): profilin binding; SH3 domain binding
Source: RefSeq, a predicted model, not a curated record